Messenger RNA from Elaeis guineensis (African oil palm), 1049 nucleotides. Lineage: Eukaryota; Viridiplantae; Streptophyta; Magnoliopsida; Arecales; Arecaceae. The record is from RefSeq and is a predicted model, not a curated record.
CGCGGGCACACGUAUUUAUUGAUUUAAUUUUUAUAGAGGAUCUUCCCAGUCUCUCGAAUUGAUGUUGUCUGGAAAUGGAUUAUGAGGGAGUAUCUCGUCGUCAGGAACAAACUUACCAACCAGACCCAUCCGGAACCCGUCUCAUUCCCGUUGAAGCUGGAGAGGAGCACCACCACGACAAGAAGCCAGUGUUGAAGAAGGAAGAAGAAAAAGAUGAAGGUUACGAAGAGGACGAGGAAGAGAAUGUACAGGACCCUGAGGUCCAUGACGUUCCAAUGUAUGACACUCCGGCGGCUCAAGAGUUUGUUGCUGGCGAAGAGAGCAAAGAGCCACCACUGAAGGCCAAUUUGGGAAGCAUAAACCCAACAUUUCAAGAGGACCCUGCUGCUCCAAAGACCGAAACACUCGGCAAGAGUGACCAGAACCGUGCUACCCAACCCCCGCCAAUUACCAGAGGUGGCGAAGAGAUUGAGACGUCGCCAGUGAUCCAGUCCUUCGAAGCUAUGACCAUCUCCGACCAGCCUCACGUCCAGAAAGAAGAAGUGGUCAAAGAAUCCACUCCCCCGACCGGGACCCCCGACCGGUUCUCCCCAGCGGCGGCGCCAGCCGCAGAAGAAGAUAGGCCCCAACGCAACGAGGGACCCAAGGGGCCUAGCUACACCGAGAAGCUCUCCUCCACCGCGGCCGUCGCCAAGUCCGCCGCCGUGUCGGCGGCGGCAGGGUCCACCGAGUGCUGGAAGAAGAUCGCGUCGACCGUCUGCAAGAAGGUGGCGGAUGCCGGGACGGCCGUGAAGGCAAAGAUGCAGCAGAAGCCAAGCGGGACCACUGGAACGGAUGGCGGUGAUGCGACGGCGACGCAGGAUAAGGGUAAGGGUGUGGGUGAGAGAGAGUACCUGGUGGAGAAGCUGAGGCCGGGGGACGAGGACAAGGCACUGAGCGAGGUGAUAUCGGAGGCGUUUCAGAGGAGGAAGGAAGAGGCAGUGGGGAGAAGAACUCCCAAUGGUAGUUCUCUCUGUUUCCCUUUUCUCACAUCCAAAAAAAGAAGUUGA